UCAGCAGGAGAAGUUACUGUAUGAACUUGUGGCUUGGUAGGAGCAGCUGUUUCUCUACAUUUGACACCCAGUACCUUCUUGUGUUUUAAUCAACAAUUGCAUGCCAUAUGCAGCCUUUCAUAGUGAAGACUCUGCUUUUCCGUACUACUAUGCCACAUUAAGAGGCGCACUCUAAGAUCCUAUUCUGUGAAGGUAAAAUGUCUGUAUAGAAAUAAACACGUUAUUGACUCCCACUCAGAUUCCUCAAUUCUUUGGGUUUGGGAGCUUCCAUGAAUUAAAUUCAGCCGGGUGUCUAAUGAAUUGAAUUGGAUCUUCCAGAGGAAAUGAAUAAUUAUGGGGUUUUAACUGUUUGCCCGACAUUUAUCUCGUUAAUCACUUGUCCAGGCUUAUUGUAGGAACUUGAGAUGCCGCCGGAUAGUAUAAAUGCAUACAGAUCACGUAGUUCAGGAGGUUACGGUAUUUCAAACCUUCAGUUUCAGAGUUAAUUCUUUUCAUUGGAAAUAAACUGAGAAAAUAGGAAAAAACCCCAGGAAUUAAAAAAAAAAAAAAAGUGUUUAGGUCAAAGCAGUGCAGACAUGUCAAAACUGAUACUAGACCAGCACAAUCUAGUCUUUACACGAGCCAAAUAGAAAGACAGCUAACAUAUCCUUGAACGCAAUUUUUCAGACAUCUCUCUGUAGCUUCUUUUGAAAAAAAAUACAGUUACCUGCUUUGCGUUUAAAAUAGUUCAGGACAAAGGUAUGAAUAAGUUCUGUCAGUAACUAGCUUAUAAUUCUGCUUAUAUGCUUUGUUUUCUUCCCUUUAUCAGUAUAAUCCAUGAGUAAACAGUAAGACAGUGUUUAUUUGCUAAAAUAGGUUUAAAACUUAAACUAACCCUUACCUUAUUGGAUUCAGAAUUUGAAAGUGUUAACCUAGAACAAGAAGGAUGUUAACAUUCAUAUGAAUGCUAACAUUCUCUAGCUCCAUACAAUUCACUUCUAAGUCUGAUGUGGGACAAAUGAUAGUUCAAAGUGCAUGCAAAUGCUUAGUCCUAACCUAAUGAAUAUUUUAAAAUGCAUUUGGUCACUUUAGUCUAUGUGUUAACAUGCCAUUUGGAAUACUGAUGUACCAGUAAUAAAGAUGUGAUGCUUACCUUGUUUUCUGAACGGAACUAAUACAGUAUUUUGAUGUAUCACAGGUAAAUUUUUCCAUAACCUUAUGGAGAAAAAGGACUUUGAAGCAUGGCUUGAUAACAUUUCUAUUACAUUUCUUUCUCUGACGGACUUGCAGAAAAAUGAAACUCUGGAUCACCUGAUUAGCUUGAGUGGAGCAGUCCAGCUCAGGCACCUCUCCAAUAAUCUAGAGAUUCUCCUCAAGAGGGACUUCCUCAAACUUCUUCCAUUGGAACUUAGUUUUUAUCUGUUAAAAUGGCUUGAUCCUCAGACCUUACUCACAUGUUGCCUCGUCUCUAAGCAGUGGAAUAAGGUUAUAAGUGCCUGUACAGAGGUAUGGCAGACUGCAUGUAAGAAUUUGGGUUGGCAAAUAGAUGACUCUGUUCAGGAUCCUCUACAUUGGAAGAAGGUUUACCUAAAGGCUAUUCUAAGGAUGAAGCAACUGAAGGACCACGAAGCCUUUGAGACAUCCUCUUUAAUUGGACACAGUGCCAGAGUAUAUGCACUUUACUAUAAAGAUGGACUUCUGUGUACAGGAUCAGAUGACUUGUCUGCAAAACUGUGGGAUGUAAGCACAGGUCAGUGCAUAUAUGGUAUCCAGACACACACGUGUGCUGCAGUGAAGUUUGAUGAACAAAAGCUUGUAACAGGAUCUUUUGAUAACACAGUAGCCUGUUGGGAAUGGAGCUCUGGGGCAAAGACACAGCAUUUUAGAGGACAUACUGGUGCAGUUUUUAGUGUGGAUUACAAUGAUGAACUUGAUGUUCUGGUCAGUGGCUCUGCAGACUUCACUGUGAAAGUAUGGGCCUUAUCAACAGGAACGUGCCUGAAUACCCUUACUGGACACACAGAAUGGGUCACUAAGGUAGUUUUGCAGAAGUGCAAAGUCAAGUCUCUUAUGCAUAGUCCUGGGGAUUAUAUUCUUCUAAGUGCAGAUAAGUAUGAAAUCAAGAUUUGGCCUAUUGGAAGGGAAAUAAACUGCAAGUGCUUAAAAACACUGUCCGUUUCUGAAGAUCGCAGCAUCUCCCUACAGCCCAGACUGCACUUUGAUGGUAAAUACAUAGUGUGCAGUUCAGCCCUAGGAUUAUACCAGUGGGACUUUGCCAGCUAUGAUAUUCUCAGGGUUAUCAAACCUCCUGACUUCUCAAAUGUGUCCCUGCUGGGCUUUGGAGAGAUAUUUGCUCUACUGUUUGAUAACAGAUACCUGUAUAUAAUGGACUUGAGGACAGAAAAACUGAUAAGCCGCUGGCCUCUUCCAGAGUAUAGGAAGUCAAAGAGAGGCUCAAGCUUUUUGGCUGGUGAAAUGUCUUGGUUAAAUGGACUAAAUGGCCAAAAUGAUAUGGGCUUGGUUUUUGCCACCAGUAUGCCGGACCAUAGUAUCCAUUUGGUGUUAUGGAAAGAACAUGGCUGAAAAGCUCACAUAUGCAGGAUCUUCAGGAAUAUAUGGACUAUCAGCAAUGUGUCCAUAAAAUGAGACUUUGCAUGAACCAAAGUUGCACACCUAAUGGUAUCAUCAUGCAAUGCACAAUCAUUUACUUUUAUUUGGGCAUUUGGGAAUGGGUGGUUUUGGACAUAAUGCAAUACAGCAUGCUAACAGUAUUCACCACAAAAUUUUGUCUGUACUCAUGUUUAAGCAUACCUAUUUGGGCUCUGAAGCAUAGCUUUUAACAUGUAAACCAUUCAAAUCCACCAUCAAGUCUGAAAUGAAGUAGUGCUUGACCUGA
Molecule: messenger RNA, 2875 nt
Organism: Harpia harpyja (harpy eagle)
Lineage: Eukaryota; Metazoa; Chordata; Aves; Accipitriformes; Accipitridae
Gene: FBXW2
Product: F-box and WD repeat domain containing 2
Exons: 6
Coding region: 1198-2562 (454 amino acids)
Molecular function (GO): protein binding
Source: RefSeq, a predicted model, not a curated record